AUGCAGUACCUGGUUUCGUAUUUGAGCGGUGAUGCGAAACGGCUGAUAAAUUCUUUCCCGAUUUCGGAUGCCAACUACAAGGAGGCGUGGGCGGCAUUGUCGAACUUCUAUGACAAGAAGAUACACGUCCGGGAAUUUGUCGAGCAGCCUGUGAUCACCAAUGCUGCUGCCGACAAUUUGCGCAAACUAGUCACUAAUUCGGACGAGGUAGUUCGACAACUGAAAGCUCUGGGAGAGGAGUACAACACACGCGACCCCUGGUUGAUCCACCUCCUGCUGGAGAAGCUAGAUAAGGACACCCGGUCCUUGUGGGCCCAAAGGAUUAUCUACGUGGUGAACCCAUCCUACGAAGAGUUCCUCAAGUUCUUGGACAAUCGGUGCGACGCUCUUGAAACCUGCACGGCGUUCAGCAGGAAGGUGAGAACGGAUAAUCAACGGAAGGAUGCCGGGAAGAAGAUGCAAGCUGAGAAGAAGAUGCAGUCGCUGCAUGCGACUACAGUGAUACAAAAGUGCGCGAAAUGCUCCAGCGAGCAUCCGAUUCAUAUGUGCGAAGACUUUAAGAAAAUGGACUUACAGUGCAAACGUGAACUCGUACAAAAGGCGAAGUUGUGCUACAAUUGUCGUCGGCCUUCGCAUUCGGUGAAGAAUUGUGCCUCGAAGUCGGUGUGUCGCGUCGGCGGCUGUAAGCAGCGCCACCACACGCUGCUGUGCCCGAAGAUUGAAAACUCAAGUGAUCGGAAGGAAGAACGUAGUGAUGACCCGAAACAGCCAACGCAACCGUCGCGAGAUCCCGUUGAUGUUGUUAGCUCGCUGGUGGUUCAGGUUCCGAAACCACUGAAUGAAUCGUUCGUGCUGCCGGCGGCGCUCAUCAACGUGAAGACUGUGGACGGAGGGUUUCUGAAGUGUCGUGCGUAG
Aedes albopictus (Asian tiger mosquito) is the source of this 915-nucleotide messenger RNA. RefSeq lists its product as uncharacterized. Lineage: Eukaryota; Metazoa; Arthropoda; Insecta; Diptera; Culicidae. The transcript has 2 exons. The record is from RefSeq and is a predicted model, not a curated record. The coding region runs from base 1 to 915 and encodes 304 amino acids.